Messenger RNA from Oryzias melastigma (Indian medaka), 4220 nucleotides. Its product is annotated as potassium voltage-gated channel subfamily KQT member 2. Bases 207 to 2915 code for a protein of 902 amino acids. Gene Ontology annotation, biological process: potassium ion transport; transmembrane transport. NCBI's taxonomy places the organism in Eukaryota, Metazoa, Chordata, Actinopteri, Beloniformes, Adrianichthyidae. Gene Ontology annotation, cellular component: membrane. The record is from RefSeq and is a predicted model, not a curated record. Gene Ontology annotation, molecular function: voltage-gated potassium channel activity. The transcript is spliced from 18 exons.
UGUGGAAGGGCAGAGCUGAUGCGGACCCCCCUCCUGCCGGGAGGGGGUCAGCCGCCUGCAUCCAGUGUGAUUGCAUUAGGCUUCCUCAGAGCGACCGGCGCCGACUGCACUCCCCAGCAGCGCGUGCACGCCCCCCUCAGCCCCGGUGAUGCAUCCCCGCAGCAAGGGCACGCACAACUCCCGCGCAGAGUCCCGCCGACUUUAGGAUGGUGCAGAAGCCUCUGAACGGGGGGGUGUACCCAGCUCAAGCCGAGGAGAAGAAGCACAAAGUGGGGUUCGUGGGCUUGGACCCGGGGGCUCCCGACUCCAGCAGGGAUGGGGCGCUGCUCAUUGCGGGCUCGGAGAGCUCCAAGCGGGGUAGCAUCCUCAGCAGACCGAGGUCCAGCGUCUCCGCCGGGAGACCCCGACCGUCCAAGAAGAACGCCAGCUACCGGAAGCUGCAGAAUUUCCUUUACAAUGCGCUGGAGAGACCGCGCGGAUGGGCGUUCAUCUACCACGCUUAUGUCUUCUUCUUGGUUUUCUCCUGCCUCAUUCUCUCAGUUUUUGCCACCAUCCGAGAGUUUAAAGACAGUUCAGAGAACGCUCUGUACAUCCUGGAAAUCGUGACGAUUGUGGUGUUCGGGGUGGAGUACAUCGUCAGGAUCUGGGCUGCGGGAUGCUGCUGUCGCUACAGAGGAUGGAGGGGGAGGCUGAAGUUUGCCCGGAAACCCUUCUGUGUCAUAGACAUCAUGGUGUUGAUUGCCUCCGUGUCUGUGCUGGCCGCCGGAUCUCAGGGGAACGUUUUUGCCACGUCGGCCAUCAGAAGUCUGAGGUUCCUGCAGAUCCUGCGGAUGCUGCGCAUGGACCGGCGUGGAGGCACCUGGAAGUUACUGGGAUCUGUAGUUUACGCCCACAGCAAGGAGCUCAUCACAGCCUGGUACAUCGGAUUCCUGUGCCUCAUUCUGGCUUCAUUCCUGGUCUAUUCUGUGGAAAAGGAGUCGAAUGAAGAGUUUGAGACCUACGCUGAUGCUCUGUGGUGGGGGCUGAUCACGCUCACCACCAUCGGCUACGGCGAUAAAGUCCCCAAAACCUGGAAUGGGCGUCUGCUGGGGGCCGCGUUCAGCAUGAUAGGCGUGGCCUUCUUUGCUCUUCCUGCUGGCAUUUUAGGUUCUGGUUUUGCCCUGAAGGUUCAGGAGCAGCACAGACAGAAACAUUUUGAAAAGAGGCGGAACCCUGCAGCUGGCUUCAUCCAGGCUGCUUGGAGGUUUUAUGCGACCAACCUCUCACGCACAGACCUGCUGAGCACCUGGGAGUUUUACGAACAGACUGUGGCUCUGCCGAUGUACAGAAUUAUCCCCCCCCUGAAUCAGAUGGAUCUGCUAAGGAAUCUGAAGGGCAAGUCAUUCAGGAAGGAGUCUCAAACAGAAACCUCGCCCAGUUAUGAACAUGCACACAAAGACAGACUUUGUGGGUGCUGCCCGAGAAACAUUAGUCGAAAGCCAAGUCUGAAGGAAAAGGUGUUUCCUAGUCCUUCCAAAGCCCCCGUUGGAAAAGGUACAGAAGAUGGAGCUGAGGCGAGCCCCAGCAAGCCCUGGGGCUUCCCCGAGAAGAACCGAGGGCAGAAGCAUGCCUUCAGAGUCCGGAGCGGAGCGGGUCGACAGAACUCGGAGGUCCUGAUUGAAAUGCAGGAUGAAGACUUUGGACUGAAGAGUUCUCCAGCAAUUGAAGGUUUAAUAAAGGCAAGCCUCCCCGGAGAAGAAAUCGGAGAUGACAAGAGCUGUAACUGUGAGUUUCUGGCUCAGGAGUUACCACCAGGACUGAAGGUGACCAUCAGAGCAAUCUGUGUCAUGAAGUUCAUGGUCUCAAAGAGGCGGUUCAAAGAGAGCUUACGACCGUAUGAUGUCAUGGACGUGAUCGAGCAGUACUCUGCAGGACAUCUUGAUAUGCUGUGUCGCAUCAAGAACCUGCAGUCCAGAGUUGACCAGAUAGUUGGUAAAGGGCCCAAAGUGGACGGAGAGGCUCCAGACGACCAGAGCAUGAUGGGACGUCUGGUCAAAGUGGAGAAACAGGUGGUCUGUAUGGACAGAAAACUGGAUUUCCUGGUGAAUGUUUACACGCAGCGUAUGGGCAUUCCUCAUUCUGAAACAGAGGCCUUCUUCAACUCCAAAGAGCCGUAUCCGGCCCCGCCUUACCAAAGCCUACUGGAUAUCAAGGAGGAGAAAAAUGGCAAAGAGGAGGUGAAGGAGCUGGUGAAGGUAAAGACGUACUCCGCACCGGAUGUCCCGUGCUCUGAUGGGCCUUUGGAAAGGAACGAUCCUCUCCUCGGUCAGCCAGUGCCAAGGUCCGUGAGCACUCCAUCUGGCAGCAACAGCCGCCCCUCUACCUCCUGGAAGCACCAGCUGCAGCACCCCCUGAGCCAGCCUGCCUGGGGCAGCAGCAUGGCCAACACCCCCUCACCACUUGGUUUCAGCGGGGAUCGUUCUCCCAACCUGUUCCGCCUCCCCCCUCCGCCUGCACCGUUGCACGACCGGUCGUCCUCUGGUCACGGCGGCAGCAGCAGGGAGACCGCCUCCCAGAGCCGGAGGCGCCACAGGAAGCAGAGGUGUCAACAGGACGCCGCCGCCGCCGCCGCCGUGGAGAGUGACACGUCUCUCUCCAUCCCAUCUGUCGACCACGAGGAGCUGGAGCGCUCCUUCAGCGGGUUCAGCAUCUCUCAGGCCAAGGAGGACUUCUUUGGACCUCCUUUCUUCACCGGCUCAGGAGGGGGCGGAGCCGCCGGGACGGAGGCCGGAACCGGGCAUUCACUGUGUGCCAGGGUCAGACCCUUCAUCGCCGAGGGGGAAUCGGACACAGACUCUGACCUGUAUGCUCCCUCCCCUCUGUCCUUCACCGGGGAGGUGUCAUGUGGAGAGAAGGGAUGGCCAGGACUGAAAUAAGCCUGAGGACUCCUGCUGGGAAGACGGAGCGACUGAUUGACAGAGGCGGCCCCACCAGCAGACACUCCGGUCAUGAGGAGGGUUUUGGUUUCACGAGAGCUUCAGCUGAAGAGGAUACAACUCUAACCUCAUACGAAAGAGCGCUUCCUCCUUUAUUCUACACAUCAUUUGCUGAUUCUUCUACAGCUUAGAUGGGUUCAUUUGAAUAUUUUAAGAUGUUUAGGCCUUUAUCAUUCAAAUAGAAAUUUAAGAUAAUUUGGAUAAUUAUUAUCUGUUAAAACAUUAUAAAGCACUUUUUUAUGACGACAACUUCAUUAUUCAAGGAGUUUGUAGAGAUUUUAUCACAAGAUUGUCUGGAAGUCUGAGUCUUACAACAGUUUAAGACGUCACGAUUGGAUUUUUGCUACACGGAUAAAGAUGUAAAGGUGAAUGCUUUCUGUCCACAUCGGUUCACGACUACAGGAAACUGUCCCUGGAAAGGACACUGACCAGUCCAUGAACUGGUGAACGUCUUGCAUGGCAUGUUUAAAGGUUGACUGUUAGAGCAGUGAUGAGCAGGCUAGAAACCAAAUAUUAGCAAAAAAAUAUAAAUACAUCUGCUUUAUAACAGUUUACCCAGAGAAAAGGUGAAACAUAAAAUGCACGACUGGUUUCAGGCUACACUGUUUUUGAUGUUUCUAUAGGAUUUUGCUUGAAUUCCAAUGAUAUAUCAGCUUGUAGGGCAAUUACCCUUCUUUUUGGGGCAAACAUGUAUGCCGUUUUUGUGCUGUCUGCACAUGGACAACAUUAGGGGCUGGAUCUGAUGCUAGCUAGUAGGAUUUGUAUGUCAUCUCAUGACACGCUCAGAGGAAAUCGGAUGUUUGCUGUUUCUCAUGCGGACACAUGGUUUGCAAAGAUCAGAUUCCUCAAUACUGUGACAGCAGUGCAUCAAACGAGGAAUUGCAAGUCAGCCAAGAAGCUUCAUCUUUAUCUUAGCAUUUUUAACAUUUCAUAAAAGCAAACAUACAUUUUGUAGAAAUUGUGGGACAAAAACAUUUUAGAUGGAGUUGAUUAACUUGUAUAAAAGGACACAAUGUUGAGGCAAAGCUGCUUCAGUAAAGACUGUUUAACCAUAAACUACAUUUGCUUAAAAAACCUAAAACUAAAAAAAAGAGACAAACUUUGCAGCAUGUUUUAUAGAACCAGCUGGAAGGCCUGAAAGAUUUUUCCAUGACAGCAGAUCCUCGUUCAACACCAUGUAACUGCACCCUCAUCUUCUUUGACAAAUAAACUUUAUACAUUACUGACACUUUUCUGUCCUUUUUA